Paramacrobiotus metropolitanus is the source of this 1170-nucleotide messenger RNA. RefSeq names its product speckle-type POZ protein-like. Bases 1 to 1170 code for a protein of 389 amino acids. The transcript has 2 exons. The record is from RefSeq and is a predicted model, not a curated record. Gene Ontology annotation, molecular function: protein binding. Lineage: Eukaryota; Metazoa; Tardigrada; Eutardigrada; Parachela; Macrobiotidae.
AUGUCAGCAAAACGUCUUCGGACAUCUGGGGAGUUCUCUGCAGUGAAGAGCCACCCCGAGAAGUCGACCAUUGUCAAGGAUCGGACGAGCCACAACAGUAUCCCCUUCAGCCUGGAAUGGACGAUACAAGAUUUUAAUCUGUAUAGAACUACCUGCACGCUUCUGCACAGUCCGGGCAUCACAGCAUCCGAACUCGGCAUCAACAGUUUUGCCGGACGCUUUCGCAUCGGCAUUUGUCCAUGCGUCACGGUGGAAACGGGGAGAUAUGUGAGCGCUUUCCUAACGCUCACGGAUGCGGACGCGAAAUCCAAGGCUUAUACCGGAACAACCGAGGUUAAUGUGACGUUCACGAUAAGUGCAACAACUGGAAAUGCUAUGGAUGUACACAUCGGCGCGCCGCCGACUCCUCCAACUAUAUGCAGUUUCUAUUCACCUGGCUCCUCGUAUGGACAUCACACGUUCGUCAGCCAUGCUCAGCUGUUCGGUACAAGCACCGCCGUCGGCCUGCUUAAAGACGAUGUCGUGACUUUCCGCAUUGAAGUUACCAUCUACGGUACCGACCCGACCGGAGCACCGGAAGCGAAAACCGUUCGGCUGUCGAAAGUCGAGUCACCUGUCAGUCUUUGCUACGGCGAUUUCCGUCGCCGUCAAAUGGACGAAUACCGCGCAGCACCCAGUCUGUACACCGAUUUUAUAUUGCGUACCAGUGAUGGUCAGGAAUUUCCUGUUAAUCGUUUCCUGCUGGCGGCUCAUUCGCCGGUCUUUUCGGCCAUGCUCACGCAUGAUUCCCAGGAGAAUCAACAGGCACAUUGCGAUCUGACGGAUGUGGAUGAAGAAAACGUGGGAAUUCUGUUGGAUUAUUUGUACGGAUGUGACACGGACCAACUAAACACGGAUAAUGUGGAGAAGGUGCUGUUUAUGGCCGAUAAAUACCAGAUUAUGGACCUGCGUUCCGUGUGCGAGGGGAUGAUGGCGGAAAGUGUUACUGUCGAUAACGUCGUUAACCGGUUCCUUAUGGCCAGGCAGCGUGGUCUAGACGUUUUAAAGGAUAGCGCAUUGCGAAUCAUGGCACAGAAUAAGCUGGUGGUCCUUAAGGAUAAAGUACUGAAAGCAGCAAUCCAGUCGGACCCCGACCUGCUGGAAAUCAUCAUGGAAUACUGUGCCAAAUAA